Sorex araneus (European shrew) is the source of this 1333-nucleotide messenger RNA. It is a transcript of the gene EIF5A, whose product is annotated as eukaryotic translation initiation factor 5A. Gene Ontology annotation, molecular function: RNA binding; ribosome binding; translation elongation factor activity. The record is from RefSeq and is a predicted model, not a curated record. The transcript has 6 exons. Bases 218 to 682 code for a protein of 154 amino acids. Gene Ontology annotation, biological process: positive regulation of translational termination; positive regulation of translational elongation. Lineage: Eukaryota; Metazoa; Chordata; Mammalia; Eulipotyphla; Soricidae.
GAGAUUGGGAGCACGCUUGCGCGGCUGUCACAGGGCUGCUUGGUUGGUCGGUGGGGAGUCGGCGCCUGCGUACUAAGAGCUGUGUGCAGCAGCGGCGGCGGCGGUAGAGGCGGCGGCGGCGGCGGCAGCGGGCUCGGAGGCAGCGGUUGGGCUCGCGGCGAGCGGACGGGGUCGGGUCAGUGCGUUCGCGCGAGUUGGAAUCGAAGCCUCUUAAAAAAUGGCAGAUGAUUUGGACUUCGAGACAGGAGAUGCAGGGGCCUCAGCCACCUUCCCGAUGCAGUGCUCAGCAUUACGUAAGAAUGGCUUUGUGGUGCUCAAAGGCCGACCAUGUAAGAUUGUGGAGAUGUCUACCUCCAAGACCGGCAAGCAUGGCCACGCCAAGGUCCACCUGGUUGGUAUUGACAUCUUUACUGGGAAGAAAUACGAAGAUAUCUGCCCAUCAACUCAUAAUAUGGAUGUCCCCAACAUCAAAAGGAAUGACUUCCAGCUGAUUGGCAUCCAGGAUGGGUAUCUAUCACUGCUCCAGGACAGUGGGGAGGUGCGAGAGGACCUUCGCCUCCCUGAAGGAGAUCUUGGCAAGGAAAUUGAGCAGAAGUACGACUGUGGAGAAGAGAUCCUGAUCACGGUGCUGUCUGCCAUGACAGAGGAGGCAGCUGUUGCAAUCAAGGCUAUGGCAAAAUAACUGGCUCCCAGGGUGGCGGUGGUGGCAGCAGUGAUCCUCGAGCCUGCAGAGGCCCCCUCCCCCAGCCUGGCCCGGCCCUGUCCAGGCCCUUGGCUGGAUUCCUACACAAUUUAUUUGACGUUUUAUUUUGGUUUUCCCCACACCCCAAACUGUCGGGGAGUCCUUUCCCUCUACCCUGCUCCCUUGGCCAAGAGUGAGUGAGCUGUGGCCUUGGCGAUGCUGCCCUCCUCUUCUCCCCUCGCACUACAGCCCUGGUGGGGGAGAGGAGUGGGUGCUGCUUGUGGUUUAUUUUUAGUUGGAUUUUUUUCCUUUUUUUUUUUUUUUAAUUCAAUCUGGAAUCAGAAUGCUGCGGAUUCUGGCAAAUGGUCCUUGUAAUAACCUUUACCCACUCACCCUAGUCUGGUCCCUGUGCCCAUAGCCCUUUACCCUGGCACCACCCCUACAGACUGGGGACCAGCCCCCUCCCCUGCCUGUCUCUCUCCCCAAAUCCCUUUAGGUGGGGAGGGAAGAGGAGGAGAGGGGAGGGGACCUGCCCCCUCCUCAGGCAUCUAGGAGGGCCCUGCCCCCAUGGGCUUCACCCUUUCCUGUGGGCUCUCUCCCCGACACAUUUGUUAAAAUCAAACCUGAAUAAAACUACAAGUUUAAUAUGAA